Molecule: messenger RNA, 1023 nt
Organism: Aspergillus oryzae RIB40
Lineage: Eukaryota; Fungi; Ascomycota; Eurotiomycetes; Eurotiales; Aspergillaceae
Product: aromatic alcohol reductase
Exons: 2
Coding region: 1-1023 (340 amino acids)
Molecular function (GO): oxidoreductase activity
Source: RefSeq, a predicted model, not a curated record
AUGGCCACCAAAUACGCCAAAAGCCAAGGCCCUGAUUUCAGAAAUGAGAUCCAGCGCGUCGCUAUCAUCGGUGCCGGAGGCACCGUCGGCAAGCCCAUCGCUCAAGAACUCAUCAAAACAGGCAAGCACACUGUAACAGCGCUGACUCGCGCCGGGAGCCAAAGCACCUUACCCGAGGGCAUCCAGACCGUGCCUGUCGAUUACGACGAUAAGGCAAGCCUCUUGAGGGCCCUGGAGGGCCAGGAUGCCCUGAUCAUCACAUUACCCGUGACCGCGGCACCGGACACACAAUCCAAGAUUAUACAAGCCGCCGCUAAGGCCGGUGUCAAAUACGUGAUGCCGAAUGUCUGGGGCUGCGACGUCGCGAAUGACAAUCUAGUGAAUAGCGGACUAGGCUGGGAGCGACUCCGAGGGGCUUUCGACGAAAUCGAGAAGACGGGUGUUUCGUCGUGGGUGUCCCUUAUUUGUGGGUUCUGGUAUGAGCAUAGUGUGAGCCUGGGGCCGGCUACGUUCGGGUUCAAUUUUGCAGAGAAGAAGAUGGUGUUGUUUGAUGAUGGGGAGACUAAGAUUAAUGUCAGUACUCCUGCGCAGUGUGGGAGGGCUGUUGCGAAGUUGUUGAGUUUGAAGGUGUUGCCUGAGGAUGAGAAUGAUCGGAGUGUGACGCUGAGUCGCUGGUUGAAUAAACCCGUGUAUAUCUCCAGCUUCCGGAUUACUCAGAAGCAGAUGUUUCAGAGUUGGAAACGGGUCACUGGUGAGAAGAAUGAGGAUUGGACAGUGGCGUAUGAGUCCAGUCGUGAGCGGUAUGAGAAGGGGCUUGAGGGGAUGCAGAAUGGUGACCACGGUGCCUUUGUUCAGGCCAUGUACUCCCGUGUCUUGUUUCCAAAUGGAGAUGGGGAUUAUGAGAGCAAACAUGCUUUGGCUAAUGAGACUCUUGGUCUUCCCCAGGAGGACCUCGAUGAGCUGACCAGGAAUGCCAAAGUUAUGAUUGAUCGGGGGUACGAUUAUAUGACAAAGCGGGACUGA